This is a messenger RNA of Eubalaena glacialis (North Atlantic right whale), 4449 nucleotides long. It is a transcript of the gene RASAL2, whose product is annotated as RAS protein activator like 2. NCBI's taxonomy places the organism in Eukaryota, Metazoa, Chordata, Mammalia, Artiodactyla, Balaenidae. The transcript is spliced from 18 exons. The record is from RefSeq and is a predicted model, not a curated record. Gene Ontology annotation, biological process: regulation of GTPase activity. Bases 28 to 3891 code for a protein of 1287 amino acids.
GCCGCCGCCUUGUCCCUCAGGGGCACCAUGGAGCUCUCCCUAUCGUCCGGAGGAGCCGCGGAGGCGCUCUCCUGGCCGGAGAUGUUCCCGGGACUGGAGUCCGACUCGCCGCUCCCCCCGGAGGAGCUGGACGCUGUUGUCCCGGUCAGUGGGGCCGUGGCCGGUGGCAUGUUGGAUCGGAUCCUUCUGGAGUCCGUGUGCCAGCAACAGAGCUGGGUCCGGGUGUACGAUGUGAAAGGGCCACCUACCCAUCGUCUGUCUUGUGGCCAGUCACCCUACACCGACACAACAACAUGGGAGCGGAAGUACUGCAUCCUCACAGACAGCCAGCUGGUGUUGCUCAACAAGGAAAAGGAGAUACCUGUGGAGGGAGGACAGGAGCAGCAGACAGAUUCCACCAAAGGGCGAUGCCUGAGGAGAACUGUCAGUGUCCCUUCCGAGGGUCAGUUUCCUGAGUACCCACCAGAGGGCGCCGCUAAACUGGAGGUGCCAGCAGAAAGGUCCCCCCGCAGACGGAGUAUCUCAGGGACCAGUACAUCAGAGAAACCCAACUCUAUGGAUACUGCAAAUACCUCACCCUUCAAAGUACCAGGGUUCUUCAGCAAGCGCCUGAAAGGCUCCAUCAAGAGGACCAAAAGCCAAUCAAAGCUUGACCGAAACACGAGCUUUCGGCUUCCCUCCCUUCGCAAUACAGAUGACAGGUCUCGUGGGCUGCCUAAACUAAAAGAGUCACGUUCCCAUGAAUCCCUGCUGAGCCCAUGCAGUGCAGUGGAAUGUCUGGAUCUUGGUAGAGGGGAGCCCGUAUCAGUGAAGCCACUCCAUAGCAGCAUCCUUGGACAAGACUUCUGCUUUGAGGUUACCUACUUAAGUGGAAGUAAAUGCUUCAGCUGUAACUCCGCUUCAGAGAGGGAUAAGUGGAUGGAAAACCUUCGCAGGACAGUUCAACCAAAUAAGGACAAUUGCAGACGAGCUGAAAACGUUCUCCGUUUAUGGAUUAUUGAAGCCAAGGACCUUGCCCCUAAAAAGAAAUAUUUCUGUGAACUGUGCCUUGAUGAUACCCUCUUUGCUCGUACAACCAGCAAGACCAAAGCAGACAAUAUUUUCUGGGGUGAACAUUUUGAGUUCUACAGUCUUCCACCUCUUCAUAGCAUCACAGUUCACAUUUAUAAAGAUGUGGAAAAAAAGAAAAAAAAAGACAAGAAUAAUUAUGUAGGGCUAGUCAAUAUCCCCACUGCCAGUGUGACUGGUCGCCAAUUUGUAGAAAAGUGGUACCCAGUGAGUACACCUACACCCAACAAAGGAAAGACAGGAGGACCUUCUAUUCGGAUUAAAUCACGUUUCCAAACUAUCACCAUUCUGCCUAUGGAGCAAUACAAAGAGUUUGCAGAAUUUGUCACCAGCAACUACACCAUGUUGUGUUCUGUUCUUGAACCAGUAAUUAGUGUGAGAAAUAAAGAAGAGUUGGCCUGUGCCUUAGUGCACAUUCUUCAAAGUACUGGCAGAGCCAAGGAUUUUCUGACCGACUUGGUGAUGUCUGAGGUGGAUCGUUGUGGAGAGCAUGAUGUCUUGAUCUUCAGAGAGAACACCAUUGCCACCAAAUCCAUUGAGGAAUACCUCAAGUUGGUGGGACAACAGUAUCUUCAUGAUGCAUUGGGGGAGUUCAUCAAAGCUUUGUAUGAGUCAGAUGAAAACUGUGAAGUGGAUCCCAGCAAAUGUUCAUCUAGUGAACUGAUAGACCAUCAGAGCAACCUGAAAAUGUGCUGUGAGCUGGCUUUCUGCAAGAUCAUCAACUCUUACUGUGUUUUCCCUCGUGAGUUGAAAGAAGUGUUUGCAUCCUGGAAGCAGCAGUGCCUGAACCGCAGCAAGCAAGACAUCAGCGAGCGGCUCAUCAGUGCCUCGUUGUUUCUCCGUUUUCUGUGCCCGGCCAUCAUGUCUCCCAGUCUCUUCAACCUCAUGCAGGAAUAUCCUGAUGACCGCACAUCUCGGACUCUAACUCUAAUUGCCAAGGUCAUCCAGAACCUGGCCAACUUUGCCAAAUUUGGUAACAAAGAGGAAUACAUGGCAUUCAUGAAUGAUUUUUUAGAACACGAAUGGGGUGGAAUGAAGCGCUUUCUUUUGGAGAUCUCUAAUCCGGACACCAUCUCAAACACCCCAGGCUUUGAUGGUUACAUUGAUCUGGGCCGAGAGCUUUCAGUUUUGCAUUCCUUACUGUGGGAAGUAGUUUCCCAACUUGAUAAGGGUGAAAAUUCCUUCCUACAGGCGACCGUGGCAAAACUGGGACCUCUCCCUCGUGUUCUUGCUGAUAUUACCAAAUCUCUGACUAAUCCUACACCAAUACAACAGCAACUGAGACGCUUCACUGAGCAUAACUCCAGUCCAAAUGUCAGUGGAAGCCUCUCCUCUGGGCUGCAGAAAAUUUUUGAAGACCCUACUGACAGUGAUUUGCAUAAACUAAAAUCUCCAAGCCAGGACAACACAGAUAGCUAUUUCAGAGGGAAAACGUUAUUGCUGGUUCAGCAAGCCUCCUCCCAGAGCAUGACUUACUCUGAAAAAGAUGAAAAGGAAAGUAGCCUACCUAAUGGCCGGAGCAUCUCCCUCAUGGACCUUCAGGACACUCAUGCCGCCCAAGUGGAGCAUGCGUCUGUCAUGCUUGACGUGCCGAUGCGCCUGACUGGAAGCCAGCUUUCCAUAACCCAGGUGGCCAGCAUCAAACAACUUCGGGAAACCCAGAGCACUCCCCAGAGCGCACCCCAAGUGCGGAGGCCCCUGCACCCAGCCUUGAACCAGCCCGGCAGCCUCCAGCCCUUGUCAUUCCAGAACCCUGUCUAUCACCUCAAUAACCCAAUUCCAGCAAUGCCAAAGGCCUCUGUGGAUUCCAGUUUGGAGAACCUAAGCACUGCCAGUUCCAGGAGCCAAAGUAACAGUGAAGACUUCAAACUCAGUGGACCCAGCAAUAGCAGCAUGGAAGAUUUCACCAAACGUAGCACUCAGAGCGAGGACUUCUCCAGGCGGCACACUGUGUCGGACAGACACAUACCUCUUGCUCUGCCACGGCAGAAUAGCACGGGGCAGGCCCAGAUCCGAAAAAUGGACCAGGCUGGGCUAGGUGCCCGAGCCAAAGCCCCACCAUCCCUGCCACACAGUGCUUCCCUACGUAGCACCGGGAGCAUGUCACUGGCAUCUGCGGCUCUGGUGGCCGAACCUGUGCAAAAUGGGAGCCGGUCCCGGCAGCAGUCCUCUUCCUCCAGAGAAAGCCCUGUUCCCAAAGUGAGAGCGAUCCAGAGACAGCAGACACAGCAGGUUCAGUCACCUGUGGACUCUGCCACAAUGUCCCCAGUAGAGAGGACAGCAGCCUGGGUUCUGAACAAUGGGCAAUAUGAAGAGGAUGUAGAAGAAACCGAGCAAAAUCAAGAUGAAGCCAAGCAUGCCGAGAAGUACGAACAGGAAAUUACGAAACUGAAGGAGCGCCUGCGAGUGUCCAGCCGGCGGCUAGAGGAGUAUGAGCGCCGGUUGCUGGUGCAGGAGCAGCAGAUGCAGAAGCUGCUGCUGGAGUACAAGGCCCGGCUGGAGGACAGCGAGGAGCGGCUGCGCAGGCAGCAGGAGGAGAAGGACAGCCAGAUGAAGAGCAUCAUCAGCAGGCUAAUGGCUGUGGAAGAGGAAUUGAAGAAGGAUCAUGCUGAGAUGCAAGCAGUUAUCGAUGCAAAGCAAAAAAUAAUUGAUGCACAGGAAAAACGGAUCGUGUCGCUGGAUUCGGCCAACACCAGACUGAUGAGCGCGCUGACCCAAGUGAAGGAGCGGUACAGCAUGCAGGUCCGCAAUGGCAUCUCCCCCACCAACCCCACCAAGCUUUCCAUCACGGAGAAUGGUGAAUUCAAAAACAGCAGCUGCUGACGGGCUUUGUGAAUAGACAGACUGGGGGAGGAGACAGAAGGAAAUGCCCCCGCUCUCCUAUCCCCAGCCCUCUCCCCAGCCACACCAGGUUUACAGAAUGUUGCUACUUCAGAACAGCAGGGUGGCGAGCAACUCUCCAAUGAAGAAAGGAACCUUGUCUUUCAGGGCAUAAGGCUAAGACUUCCAAGGUCGACGCUCCCCCCCUCCACCCCGCCCCCCCCCCCCACCCCCCAUCCCUGUGUACAUAGGGAACUUAGUUCUGGGCCAUGUACAGAAAAUACCACUGUAAUAUACCCAAAGGAAGUUAAUAAUGUAGAUUAACUUUUUAAUUAUUGCUAUUUUUAUUAUUGUUGUCCUCUUGUUGAAAACACUGCAGUUGUUAGAGGAGGCAAAGUAGGAGCUACGUGUGAAUGAGAGAUGAGCCUGGCGGCUCAGCUGGUAGAGACCACGUGUCUGUCUGAUAGAGCACGCAGACCGCAGUAGGACAUUGUCAGAAUGAAUUUUUCAGGGAUUCCUCUGCCAGUUUAAAAACCCCACUCCAGUUCCCUUGUCCUUUAG